CAAUCGAACAUAAGCGUCGUCGUCAACUGAAGAAGAAGAAUCACGCAAAAAAAAAAAUCUCUCAGAAACAAUUCAUCAAACAAGUUUCAGUCAUGAAUUUGUACGGGCUCGAUUACUCACUCCUCGACGUGGGCUUCGACGAUCCCACUCUCAUCGAAUCAAUUUCAAGCCCUCAUCGGAUGUACAGAGACACAAGGCACAGAGAAAUCGACGAGGAGGAGAAGAAUUUGCUCAAACUUUCCAGUUCAAUUUUGAGAGAAAUCAAGUCCGAUAGCACUCCGCCGAAGCGUCGGCACGACGGACUUUCGCCGCUGCCUCUUGGAAUGGACUGGAGCCCUCCUCCUCGUAACUGGAACGGACCGAGCACAAUCUGGCCUCAUGAUUUCCAAACAGGAUGGAGUUAUUGUGUCACAGUUCCUUCUUGUAGCAUCUUUUCCGAAUCGGGAGGUUCGGAACCCGUAACGUUUUACAGGGUUCAAGUCGGUUUGCAGUCACCAUUAGGAGUUACCGCGACACGGGAAGUGUUGAGAAGAUUUAGUGAUUUCUUGAAGCUGUCAUCUGAUCUAAACCGGUCUUUUCCCAAGAAAAAAUUGCCCCCUGCUCCUCCGAAGGGGCUUUUGAGAAUAAAAAGCAGAGCAGUUUUGGAGGAACGUAGGUGUGCUUUGGAGGAUUGGAUGACAAAAGUACUUUCUGAUAUGGAUUUCUCAAGAAGUGCUCCCGUGGCAUGCUUUCUUGAAUUAGAAGCGGCUGCAAGGUCAUCAUUCAGUGAGUCGAGUCACCAGGUGCCGAAUAUAAAUUUAUGCAACGGUGACAGCUCAUCAGAUCCACUUUCAAGCCACACUGAUGGUUCCUCGAGUGAAGCCUUUCACGAGAAAAAUAAUACGGAGGUUCAUCAAGAUUGCGGCGGUUCGUCUAAAUCUUGUGAAAGUGUUGAAGCUUCGGACACACUUGCCAGCUCAGAUUUGCAAUUCCCGAAUGAAGCUUUGGUUUUUCUUCCAAUGGAAGAGCAGCAGAAAAUAAAGAGGGUUUUCACUACCAUGCAAGAACGAUUUUUGACGUCAAAGACGGAUAUCGAAGAUCUUAUAGCAAGACUAGAUCAAGAGCGUGCUGCCAGACAGUAUCUUACCGCAAAGGUCAAAGAUUUGGAAAGUGAACUUGAAUCUACAAAGACGAGUGGCGAAGAAAGUCUGAAGCAGGCGAUUUUCUUGGAAACGGAAAGAUUUACUAACUUGCAACGGGACAUGGAGGAACUCGGACGAAAGUAUGGAGAGAUGGAGGACGAGAAAACUUCGCUCGUUAAAGAGAAUGAAGCACUGCGGCAAGAAUCCGAUUCUGCGAAAGAGCAGCUUAAAAACUUGCAGAAAUUCCAUGAAGAGUCGGACUUGAAAUCCAAGUCAGUUAUUAAAUUUCUUUCUGGGAAAGUUAAAUCACUUCGAAUUUCUCAAUCUGCAUUGCAGCAGGAGCUCGACAGGGUGACAAAAGAAAGAACAUUAUCGGAGGAGCAGCUUUUUACACAGGUCACUACAACUCAUAACGGAAGUGACAACGUGACUAAGAUUACAGAUGAUGAAUGGAGGAAGAUGGUAAGAGAUGCUGUCAUUAGCAAUGCAAUUCCGAGGAAACGAGGGAAUUCUCGUAUGCGGUAUGAUCUUAAUACGACUGAUGAUGAUAGUCCUGACAGCUCUGGAACAGUUGAAGACGAUAUUUCUUCGAGGAAAAAACUGUAACUGGCAACUACUGCGGUUGGAUAAUGUAAUUAAGAUGAUAUGUUGUCUUUGUAAGAGUAUCGUAUGUAUGUAUUUACGUUGACAGUUCACCGUAAAAGCAGAUAUGACUUGAAAUUGCAGUUUACUGUUUCUGUUUACUCUAGUAUCUGAACAAGGUGGUUGUAAUUAUUAUCCAAAUAAGAGGCGUUUUCUCGUGACUCGAUUUGAUUUUUGCAGUUAUCGUUUAUGUAAAUACA
Molecule: messenger RNA, 1963 nt
Organism: Erythranthe guttata (spotted monkey flower)
Lineage: Eukaryota; Viridiplantae; Streptophyta; Magnoliopsida; Lamiales; Phrymaceae
Product: PX domain-containing protein EREL2
Biological process (GO): protein transport
Molecular function (GO): phosphatidylinositol binding
Source: RefSeq, a predicted model, not a curated record